CCCCCUUCCCUCGCUUGCGACUGCAUGCUACUUACCAUGGACUUGUUUCUUCACACCCGCAUAUGAUAUGAUGGACAGGCACCUGUUCCCCCCCCCGCACUAGCUUAUCUCCUCCUCCUCCUCUUCUUCUUGCUCCCUUCCUUUCCCUUUCACUCUUUCCUCCUCCUUACCUCUCUCAUCAGCUCAUCUCCCUCGUUCCUCAUUCAGAAUCGAAAUGAAGGACACUGCUGCCUCAGAGGAUCCCUCCGCACAGUCCUCGCGGCUUCGCAGUCUCGUCCGCACUGCUCUCCUGGUUCUGCUCUCCGCCGUGGCUGUCCAAUGGACGCUCUUCCCUUCCUCCAGGACCACCUAUCUCUGGUCCAACAUCAAGAACAUCCACCGGCCCAUCCAGUACCAUGGCCAGGGCAUCUCCUCAAGCUUCUUUGAGGGCUGGUACUUUAAGCUUGUCAAGCCAGGCAAAUCUGAAACGGACCCAGUCCUCGGUAUGGCCGUCAUCCCUGGCAUCUACAGGCCCCCUCCAGGGGAUGCGAGCCACGGCAGGGCCCAUGCCUUCGUCAUCCUUCUCGGACUGCCUGGCUCUCACAACUCGGCCUACUAUCGAUUCCACACAGAGGACUUUGUCGACCUCGGAGGGCGAAGCCCAGGAGAGGAGGGCGCAUUCCGUAUCAAGAUUGGCAAAAGCGUGUUUGCGCAUGAUGAGAUUAUCCUUAACCUCCCCGCAGAGAACUUUGACCACAUCCCUGCAAGCGAGCUCGAAACCUUUUAUACCGAGGCCAGCCAUCAAUACCAGACCCAGUACUUGGUCUCCACUCAGUCUCCAGAUGAACAGAUCUCUCAGGCAUUCUUCCGAAAACAGUUCCCGAGCUCUGACCAGCUGAGGCAGCAGGAGCAACAGGGGCCCUUCGCAGUCCAGGGUCAUUUCCUGUUUCCCGCCAAGACACAGACACCUCUGCCAACAUCGCUUCUGACCCCUUCCAUCAUGGGCUUCACCGCAUAUAUACCGUUUCUCGAGUGCAACCACGGGGUCGCAUCUCUGCACCAUUCCAUUCAAAAGGGCCGUAUCGCCACUUUGUCUGCAGACAACUCGACCCAAGCAGAGGCCACAUUCGAUGGGGGCGUUGGGUACACGGAAAAGGACUGGGGUAUCAACUUUCCUUCAACUUGGAUCUGGGCUCAAGCCAACAUCUUCAAAGAGUCGCCUGGGUCUUCCUUGCUGGUCUCUGCGGCAUCAGUACCAGUCCUGGGGCCAGAGGUCACCGACUGGGUCAACACCUAUUUGAAAGUGGCAUCUCCACUGACGACUGCCCCAGGCAUGUUAUUUGUUUACUACCACGCGGCCACCAAGACCCUUUACAACUUCUCGUCCUACAUACUCUCUGCCAAGGUCAAAAGUCUCAAGGUGACCUUCGAUACCCGUCAGCUAUCGCAGACAGUUUCCUUGCAUGCGACAACCAAGGACCCCAAGAAUGCCCACAACACUGUGGCGAUACAAGUCAAUGUCACAAGAGCAAUAGGUACCGGCGUGCCCCUGCGAGCUCCCAGUCGGCUCAAGGGUAGGAUGUUCACUGCCGUUGAGGAGACGGUAGUGGCGCACACGCAGGUCAAGCUAUGGCACGUCCAUUCAGGCGAAGUCAUCGUCGAGGAUGUUGGACUGGGCAGUGGACUUGAGGUCGUCGGCGAUAUCCAAUGGCUACAAACUAAGUUUCGCCAUCCUUGAGGCUGACAAUUGCAGUAUCUAAGUGUAGAUCUAGAUCACCAUAAGGACCUGGAGCAUAUUAUAGACAAAACUUCCUCCAAUAAAAAGAAAGCUCUGGUCCCCGACGACCCGCCAUAAUCUCCGACUGGAUUUUGACGGGCUUGCGUUUUCUGUCUUCC
Gamsiella multidivaricata is the source of this 1875-nucleotide messenger RNA. RefSeq lists its product as uncharacterized. The record is from RefSeq and is a predicted model, not a curated record. The transcript is spliced from 2 exons. NCBI's taxonomy places the organism in Eukaryota, Fungi, Mortierellomycota, Mortierellomycetes, Mortierellales, Mortierellaceae. Gene Ontology annotation, molecular function: tocopherol cyclase activity. Bases 215 to 1717 code for a protein of 500 amino acids.